AGUUGGUGACGAGUGUUAUGAAAAUGGCCUCAACCCUGCCCGUGAGCAGCACGGUACACCGGAGAAGAUGACGAUGUUGAACACCAAAGUGUCUUCUUUAAACACGUAGAGAAAAGUGAAGUUAAUAGAAACUAACAGACUGUCGGCGGAGAAACGUCUAGAAACACCACAGACCGCCGCAUAUCUUCGUGGGGCUUUGAGGAGCCACUAUGGAGGAUAUCAACUCAAAUAUCAACGCGGACCUGGAGGUGCGGAAGCUGCAGGACUUGGUGAAGAAACUCGAACAGCAGAACGAACAGCUCCGAAGCCGGUCUACGAUGUUGUCCUCGUCCGGAGCCAUGUCAGGGAACCAUAGACCCCUUAGCGCCGGAUACGAGUCUACGUCCCUGUCAGCGGGGAUGGCAGCCGGGCUGGCCGGCUUCCCUGGGGUGGGGUUCGGUGGGCUGCUAGAGAACAACCGCUGUUUGAGCCCUAGACUGUCUUAUGACGGCAUCAGCUUCAGGAGGGCGUAUGAAUAUGAGGGGGCAUCGGCUUCUCCCUCCAUGCCGAGUAUGAACUCACUUUAUUCAGACUCCACAGGGGGAUUUCACGAUGAAGGGGAAACAUCGGUCUUAGACGAAGUGGAAAUCUUAGACCUGGAGGACAUGGAUUGUCUGCAAGAAGACGAGGACAGCUGGCUCUAUGAGGCGAAACUGGACAGUCCUCUGCAGAAAACCCUGAGUCCUAUCGUUUGGUGCCGCCAAGCUCUUGACAACCCGAGUCCUGAGAUGGAGUCAGCCAAGCGCUCCCUCAUCCACAGACUGGAUCUCACCCUGUCAGCCAACAAGCGAAGGAGUCUGUAUGGAAGUCCUUACAACCAGCAAGGUUAUGGAAGUCCUUACAGCACAAACGCAGCCAACAGCCCCUACAGCAGUGGCUUUAACUCCCCCUCCUCAACCCCUAGUAGAGUGCCCAUAGUCAGACAGCAACUCAUGCCUGGGAACGCAGUGCACCAGCGAAACUCAGCAGCAGAGAGGAAUCCUCCAGCGGUGAGCCCUCAGUCUUCAGUGGACAGCGAGCUGAGCACCUCGGAGAUGGACGAGGACUCAGUCGGGUCCUCAAAUACCUACAAACUCAAUGAUGUCACUGACGUUCAGAUACUUGCACGCAUGCAGGAAGAGAGUCUGAGACAGGAUUAUGCUGCAACAGCAUCCAGAAGGAGCUCAGGCUCCUCCUGUCACUCACUGCGGCGCAGCACGUUCAGCGACCAGGAGUUAGACGCACACAGCUUGGAGGAUGAAGAGGAGGCGGUGCAUCCGGCCUUCCACCUACCCUCAAACCGCUUCAGCCCCUCCCCUCGACACUCUCCCCGCGCCUCCCCCAGGAAUUCACCCCGCUCCCGCUCCCCCGCCCGCUCUAUCGACUACAGCCACAGUCGUGGCUCGCCUCAGCCCAUCAUCAGCCGCCUGCAGCAGCCUCGCCACUCGCUGCAGGGACAAGGCCAUGACAUGCAAACUAAUGUGGUGAAGAAUGAAGAAAAGCUGCGUCGUAGUCUUCCCAACCUUACUCGCUCCUCGGCAGCAGCAGCUCAGGGUCCAGAGCCCGUCAAGAACAGCCGCAGCUGCGAAUCCAACCUGCAAGUGCAAAACGGAGGCUCUCCUCGACACCAGAACCAGUCUACAACAGCAGCUCAGCUCCCGAGAUACUCAACUCCUUCUCGCUCCUCUCCGAAACCUAAACAGCAUCUCCAAAGCCCAACAGCCCUGCGAGUCCCGCUCUCCUGUUGCUUUGGAGAAGAAGGUGAUUUCAUCCCCUCUCCCAGUAAGCUGCGGACUCCGGCCACCCCGUCCCCGCUGGCCCUGAGGCAGCCUGUAAAGGCGACAUCCAACCCCAACUCUGCCACCUCCACCCCCACCCGCUCCCUAGCUCAACCACGCAGCGGCCUACCCCGCCCCAGUGCUAAUGCAGGAGGGGGGAUCCCUCUGCCCCGCAGCAAACUGGCCCAGCCAGUGCGCAGAUCUCUUCCUGCUCCUCGGACCUACAGCACCACAGGGGACAACUGGAGAGAAGGUUGUUACUGAAAGGAGCCAGCAGGGGGGCUCCCUAAUAAAACUAUCAACGCAAGGAAGCAGACAUUUCAACAUGGCACUUUACCUAGAAACCUUUGACAGUGGAGAAAGAGAGAGAAACUAUGUUCCAAAAAUAAAAUGGAGAUUUUAAAAAAGAGAGGAAGGUGUCUACAUUGUGUCUAAGAGGAACCUCCCAUCGUGUUCCUCUUCGGGGUCUGGCUCUGGAGGGGUCAGGCAUGUAGUGCAGACCAAAAGAUGCCAAAGAAACCAGCCCGACUCCAGCUCGCCCAGCAGAGAACACAUCACCUGCCUUUUGUUUGACUGCAAUCCUUUGUCAGACAGUCCAUAUUUCAUCGCAGACCUUUUCUCCCCCACCCCCCCACCCCCUUUUCUUCUGUCAUCACCUCCCUCAGGUUGAAAUGUUUCCACACAUUUCUCUCUUUAUGCUCUGUGCUCAACAGAUAGUUGGUGAGUGAUCUCUAUGAUGAUGCUGUGCAGGUGAACGUACCGUAAUGUUAGAGAAUUGUUGAUGUCUCGCAACAGUGAAAGCACCUCUGUGUGGGGUAAUGACAUUUAAAAAAAAAAAAAAAACCUUUCCUCUUGUAAAAUCAGCCAGAAUGUAUGCACAAGUUUGUUUUGGAAAUUAUUUAUUCAAAUUAUUUAAAGAAAUGUAUGUCAAAACAUCCAUAUCAGUAUUUUGUUUAGAGAUUAUUGAAUUGAAAAUGUACAUUUUGAACCUCAACUGCAAGCUAACUCUCCAAAGCCUUUUUUCUUUGUAGUGUAAAAUCAGAACUUCAUUAUUGAUGGAUCAGACAAAUCCUGAGUUCUGACUUGUACUACAGUCUGCCAAGAUAAUAAUUUUCCAUCUAAGUGCUAAUACAGCUUACUUUAAAAAACAGAGAGGUGUACUACAAAGUAAGAUCAUCGUUAGGCUUUCUUUGCGUUAGCUUGCUCGAUAAAAACCAUUUUUCAGGGUAUGAAUGAUCUGCUGUGUGGAUGUUUUCUCUACCAGAAGCAAACAGGGAAGGGUCAGAUUCCCUGCAUCAUUAGCUUAAUGCAUGCAGGUGCCCUUAAGAUGAUGCAUGCACAGCUGUAACUGCAAGGCUUCAUUCUGUGGCAUUACAGAGUCAGUGUACUAUAAGCUUGCAUAUAUGACUAAUCACAUCGAUGAGAAUCUGUCCCAUAGAGAAUAACAUUAGGAAAGUAAUCGGUGAAAGGAUGACACCUUUUACAGUAGAUUUAAAUCCAAAACUCUGUACUUAACCGUUUUGUGCAAAGCAGGUACAUUUUGUGCCACUGUAUCCAGGUUAAAAGUGAAGCUACCUGAGUGAAAGAGAGAACUUUAUAUGCUUCACUGACCAAUUCUUCUGGCUUUGUAGUACAACCCUCUGACAUAAAGUCUGAUCUUUAGCUGAUGACUGAACCAAAUUCAAUUGGAUUAAACAAGAAGCAUAAGCACAAAAACAUUUUCUUCAUGUUCAGCCAAUGAGCCCCAGAAAAUCGGAAUGUGAUUCCUUAAAUUCCCACCACAGAUUCAUGUCAGUGUGUAUCAUUCACGCCAGGAAAAAAAGGAAAAAUGUCUUGAAUAAGAUGACAGUUCAGUUUUGCUCGCUUUUACCUCCUGUGCUCAGAAUCAAAAGGUGUGUCAGUGUUAGGGGAAACUGUGCUGAUCAUUGGUGUGGUGGCUGUUAUGAAACUAGUGCCUAUAAUUUAAAUUUCACUUGAGUUUGAACAUCAUGUUUGUUUGUUUCUUCAUCAUUUGUGCCGAUUCCUGGUUUUGCCAAUAUUAAUUAUUUUUCUGCAAUUUUCUAUCUGCUUGAUUGAUUUGCUUGCCUGUUUGUGUUUUUGUAAAUGAAAUUAAAACAUUUAUAAUUGCUUUAAAAAAAAAAGUUUAAAAUGCGCCUUCAUAUUUAUAACUAAUUACUCUUUAUUCUGUAAAUGAAACUAUUUAUUAAAGAGAGAGGUGCCUCUGUCAGAUUCAGUGGGAAGCUACAGCGAAUGUUGCAAAAAGACAUGCCACACCUUUUGUGUGAAAGGUUUUUGUUAUUGAACUUUUUUUUAUAUCCACAAACAUGACAUUCAGUUGCCUGGUGUACAAUUCACAUUUCAAAUAAAAGCUGAAACGUUUU
This is a messenger RNA of Labrus bergylta (ballan wrasse), 4177 nucleotides long. RefSeq names its product SLAIN motif family, member 2 (gene slain2). NCBI's taxonomy places the organism in Eukaryota, Metazoa, Chordata, Actinopteri, Labriformes, Labridae. Gene Ontology annotation, cellular component: microtubule plus-end. The record is from RefSeq and is a predicted model, not a curated record. Gene Ontology annotation, biological process: microtubule nucleation; positive regulation of microtubule polymerization; cytoplasmic microtubule organization.